AACAAGUGGUUGAGCGAGCGGUCUCUUCAGUAUUGAGCGAACAGACGCAAAUGCCGUUACGAGCUCGCUGCCAUUGAAGCCGACUGAGUGCCGUUACAGGAAGCUGUGACGCUGAGACGCUGAGACGCCGAGACGACUCUGAAGCUGAAAAAGAAUCAGCAGCAGCAACAACAGCAGCAGCAGCAGUGCGGGAGUAAGGAGAUUGGGAGAGAGUGAGAGAAGACACAGCAGCCAGCCAGCGGCCGGGACGAGUGAAAUUCGAGGCACGAAACGAAUGCGCACGACCGCCACCCGAACGCACACACACACACGCCCAGAUGGGCAUAUCCUACAGUUGAAAUACGAAACGCCUUGAGCAGAGACAGCAGCAGCAGCAGCAGCGGGAGCACCAGCAGGAGCAGCAACAGCAGCAGCGCCAGCGACAGCGAAGCGACCCAAAACGCGUCAGGAUUCCAAGCAAAAGGCAGACAAACGGGCGAAACCUGCUGAGACGACUCGACGAGUCCUUGCGUGUCGGUUCACAGUGCGGAACACUAGAAAAACAGACCAGAAAAAGAAGUAUAUCCAAACAACACUCACAGCACAUCACAUAUGAAAAAGUUCCCCCCAUCAAUAACCGAAAAGCAUACGAAUUCCGAAAUUGUGAAAGCGAAACAAAGAGUAAAUGAUUUCAAACAAAUAUUCUCAAAUCGAAACCAAGCGAAGUGAAGUUAUCUUUCAAAUAAGUUCUGAAAAUCAUUUCCAAGUGAAUUUUAAUUAAUGGAAUCGAAGAAAUUAAACCGCUAACCGAUAACCAAAACCGAAAUCGAAACCGAAAACAAAGUGCCGUACCGUACGCCGAAUGCCAUAAGAAAGAAUACAAAUAAAAAGUGCUAAAAGUUCCUUAAACCAAUAUAAUACAAAAAAAAAUAUUGUUAUAACUAAAAAAUAUACAAAUUAUACACCAAAAAUAUUCUUUGCAUUUUAACAAACAAAUAAACGAAAAAGACCAAAGUGCCGUGCAAGCUGAAUUUCUUGAGGAAAAGUAGUUGGAAAACUCAAGAAUAGGAAUAAGCAUAAGCCCAGGGAAAUAACACAUUCAAGAUACUAAUAUACACAGAGACUUAUCUUUUUUGGUGGUGGUGUGUAGCAAGCCUCCUUGUCAGCAAAACGGACAAGGGGAAGGACACGAGAAGUAGCUGUAGAGGCAGGUCUAGAACAGCAAUACCGUACCGACGCGUCGGACACGGACGGGCAGCAACUAGUUGUUAGACCCUGCACCCUCCAUCCCUAGUUGGAAGAGCGAGCACUGUCUUGCAGAGUUGUUGGGGCGUGCGGCCGUGUGUGUGUGUGUGUGUGCUAGUGUGUGUGUGUGGGGGAAAGGCCAACAAGGUUCAAACCCUCAGCAACAACAGCCGCAUCUCAUCGGGAAACUCCAACCAGCUCCAGCUCCAGCUCCAGCUCAAACUCCAACGCAAACUCAAACUCCGGGACUGAAAGUAGACAAUUGAUUAUUGAUUUUGUCUAAGGCUGCGCUGUGUGGAACUUCGCAGCUUAACAGGCCACAAAACAAACUUGGCACAACACGGCCCCGAGGAAAGACAGCAGUAAAAAGCAACAGCGGAGAAGGAGAGACGAGACAAAAAAAACUGCGAGAAGAAAGUGCAAGACAAAAACGCGUUGAAAAGCAGCCGAGGCGCGGGACGACAGCGCAAGAAACAACGAAACUAACUGUCGCUUGCCUGUGUUGGGCAAUGCUAGCCGUAGGCCGUCACAGUGUUGGGCAGCGGCGCGCGGCAUGAAGACCUACAAGAGCUUCGAAAGUGUCAACCGAAUAGAGUAAUUGUAGUCGCCCAGCGACCAACCGAGAGAAAAGCAAGCCAGUACUCUGAAUUGCAGCCCUUUUCCCCCUUUCCAGCGUCUCUGCGUCCCACCGUCUCACCUCUCUUGGUCGGAAUAUUUCGCCCAAAUCUUCUCCCCCAAAUCACUGUCGGGACCUGAGGGACCACUAAACCGUCAAAAUAACUUGUAAAAUUGAGAAACUUCGCCAAAUCAACAAACGGAAAAUGUUCUUCUCGCUGGCUCAGACGUUCGUCUGCGUGCUACUCAUCCAGGGCGGCCUCUACGCGCUGCACCUGAGCGGCAAUGGCGAGAAGUCCCCUCCAUCCUCCACCGUCAUGAUGGGACCGGCGGACGGCACCUCAGACACCUCAUCUUCCUCCUUUAUGGCCUGGAAGCCGCCGCCGCCGGCUCAGCAGCAGCAGCAGCAACACCAUCAACAACAUCAACAACAUCCGGGUGUCGCCCAGUCGGGCGGUGGACACGCCUCGCACCGAUCCGCUGCAGCGGCCGCCUACGACGCCACUACGGUGCGGCUGAACAAGGAGAUCGCGGACAUGGCACAGCUGGAGCGGGAGCGGCUCAUGCUCCUCGCACGGGCAGGCAAGCAGACGGCGGAGAGCAACGGGCCGGCGGGUCAUGGCGGUCGCGGACACCAGUUCAUUGCCGGACGCAUUCAGAUGCAGCCCAGCGAGGAUCUGGAUGUGGGCGACUAUCCGGCGCUGCUGCAGCAGGCAGCCAGAGGCUUCAUAUUUGGCAGCGUGCAGAAGGAGCCGCCUACUCCGCUCGAAGACGACUACGUACAGCCGCGGGAGCUGGAUAGCCAUGCCGUCAAGUACUACGGGCGGGUGGUGGAGCCCGCGGAUCGCGAGGAGGAGGUAGAGCCACUCUACGAGCCUCUGCACUCCUUUGGGGACUUUGACGACUUCUCUGAGCUGGACCAGGAGCCGCACCUCGGCGAGGACGAGCUGCUGCGCGAGCUGGAUACCUAUCAGUACCACGGCAUGGAGGAGGAUUCGCCGCUGCCGGAGAACCCGUAUCGCACCCUGGAACAGCUCGAGCUGAGUGCGCCCGAGUCCAUGCAGCAGCUCUUCGAGCAGGAUCACCGCGACGGGCAUCCGGCCAAGAUGGCUGGUCACCCGGGCCCCUCCCAUCCCGGAAACUUCAACAUUCGCAUGCAGCAGAAGUGGGCCCGGAAACGGGGUGGAGCCGCCGUUGGAGUCGGACCGGAUAGGCAGCCCUCGCUGCAGCGCAACAUCUUCGGGCAGCACUUCAAGCAGCAGCGUGGACUACUCUCGCUGGCCAACUCCGAGGCCACGGCCAGCAAGCAUCUCAAGGCGAGUACCCGUUCCGGCGGCCUCAGUCUCAAUGCUCCCAAGGAUAACGAAAAGCCAGCCCAGACAGCCGCAAGUGGACUAGCAGCAGCCGUCGGAGGCAGUGCCUCUGGUGCCGCCAGUCAGCAGCAGAACAAACAGCAGCACGAAUCCACAUCUGGAGAUGCUCAACAGCAGCAACAGCAGCAACAGCAGCAGCAGCAGCCGAAUACGCAGGACAAGAAGGAGUCCGAGCAACAGUUGCUGCAUCCCAACCACAAGCGUUCCGGCAGCGUGAACUCCGCCGGAGGGGCAGCGCAGGGCGCCGGAUACGCAGCGCCAUCCAUCUCCCAUAGCGUAGCCAGUCAGUUGAUGCUGCGCACGGCCCGCGGCCAGCGGCAGUACGAUGUGCCACAAAUCGAGUGUCCCACCGCCAUGGAUGGCAUGGAGCGAUUCGCCUGCCCCGUACCCGACCGGCAGGGACGGUACCGCUGCAUAGACGAUCAUGUGCUGUGCGACGGCUUCAUCGAUUGCCCCGACGGCGAGGAUGAGGACCGAAGAUCCUGCAUGUUCUACAAGACGACGAAGGCUCAUUUGGACGUGUUAGCGGAUGCAUUACUGCGAUGGGCGCGAGGGCGUUAGGCUCCAUCCCCCGCCUCCACCCUCCCCCUCCCCCUCCCGCUCACGCAAACACUUCUUAGAGACACAGAUACACAAACUGGAUACAAAAUACACCUAGAAAACCGACGUUAAUCAUAAAUGACUUACAACUAGUUUUAAACAUUUCCAAAUCGAUGAAAGCCCCCGUUUUGUUUAAGCCCCAAGACACACACACAACCCCAACCAACCCGCCUGCCCCCUGAAGAGAGCAGGUUCACCCAUAGACCCGUAGACCCGCCAUAGACCUCAAAUCACAGCAAAAUACGAAAGAAUGAACUUGCUGCCUGUAAAAAGCCUGCACGGAUUUCCAAGUAAAGUAUAAACCAUGAGGAAAACUAAGCAAAACAAAUGAAACGAAGCGAAUCGAAACGAAUCGAAUCGAAUCGAGACGAGUUGAUUCGAGUCGAGUCGAGUCGAGUCGACGAUUAUGCAUAAGGAAAAGGUAUGAUUAUUAUAACACUAUUAUUAUUAAUUAUCAACUAAAAGGAAAAGCAAAAACGAAGCGAAAACGAAAACGAAAAAAAGAACAGUGGAACGAAGGCAGAAUCCAAGCGGCAGAAUCCUAAGCGCUUAAUUAGAAUUCAACCAAAAAGAUAAAAACAUAAAAAGAAGACUUUUUUCAUUAUUUUGAAUUUGUUUCGCGAGAGCAAAAACGAAAAACAAAAACAGAAAGAAAAGAAGAGAUAAGAAAAAGCAAAAGCAAAAUCAGAAUCAGGCCUACCUAUUUUUAGUACAUAUUAAAUAAAUAUAUUAUAAAUAUAUCUAACUAUAUAAAUAUAUUUCGUGUAAAUUAUUUAAUUAUAUGUGUAUUAAAGAUUAAAUGAUGUUAAAUAAACAGCAAGAAAAUAAAUCAAAACGAUGCGGAUAGGCGAAAAGAAAAUUAAAAUUAAAUACAAACAAAAAUAC
Drosophila pseudoobscura is the source of this 4697-nucleotide messenger RNA. It is a transcript of the gene jeb, whose product is annotated as jelly belly. The transcript has 3 exons. Gene Ontology annotation, molecular function: protein binding; transmembrane receptor protein tyrosine kinase activator activity. Gene Ontology annotation, biological process: positive regulation of MAPK cascade. Lineage: Eukaryota; Metazoa; Arthropoda; Insecta; Diptera; Drosophilidae. Gene Ontology annotation, cellular component: terminal bouton. The coding region runs from base 2046 to 3773 and encodes 575 amino acids. The record is from RefSeq and is a predicted model, not a curated record.